UAUAAACUCCCGAGUGUAAGGCAGAAAUUCUUGUGGUGAAGUAAAGCGCAGACCUCAUCCCAGAAUUAGCUACUACAGGCACCACCAAUUUAUUUUUGAAGACAAGAUCCUGCAGUUAGAAGAACAUGGCAAGUCUGAACUGGCGUUAUCAAGGCAACAAUGGACCUGACCAGUGGCACAAAUUAUACCCUAUUGCCAAUGGAAACUAUCAGUCCCCUAUUGACAUUAAAACCAAGGACAUCAAAAAAGAUCCAGCUCUGGGGCAUCUCCAGAUCUCCUGGAAUUUGAGCACCUGCAAAGAGAUUGUCAACGUUGGACACUCCUUCCAUGUGAACUUUGAGGACAAGGAUAACCGAUCAGUGGUGACCGGUGGACCUCUGACUGGAAACUACAGGCUGCAUCAGUUUCACUUUCACUGGGGCCAGGCUGAUGAUCAUGGCUCUGAACACACUGUGGAUGGAGCAAAAUAUGCCUCAGAGCUUCACCUGGUUCACUGGAAUUCAGACAAAUAUUCAAGUUUUGCUGAGGCUUCAGAUAAGCCUGAUGGUUUGUCAAUCAUUGCUGUUUUUCUGAAGGUUGGUCCCCCUAAUGAACAUGUGCAGGACAUUGUGAAGGCAUUAGGUUCGAUAAAGACUAAGGGUAAAAAAGCUCCAUUUACUAAUUUUGACCCAUCAACUUUACUUCCUGGAUCCUUGGAUUACUGGACCUAUCCUGGUUCUCUGACUCAUCCUCCCCUUUUUGAGAGUGUCACCUGGAUUAUCUAUAAGGAACCAAUUACUAUCAGUUCAGAGCAGCUGGCCCAAUUCCGCAGCCUCAUAUUGACCAAUCAUCGGCUUCCCCAGCCAUUGAAGGGCAGACAAGUGAGAACCUAAUUCCAGGUAAUUAAGAAUUAGUCAGAAGUGAAAUAUUUUCUCAAAACCAAUAUGUUUAAACAAAAGGCCAAUAACAAUUCACAAAAAUUAUUUUUAAAAAGUGAAUCUCUGGUUAAGAUACAAUGCUCAUAUCCUGCCAUAUGCUAUUGCCAUUGAUUGUAAUGUAUUUACUGAAAUGAAUCUGUUUCUUGUGCAUUGUGAAGCAAAUGCAUUUUAAUGUGUGGCUUUUACUUUAAGUACUUUAAAAUUUUUGGAAUAAUCUUUUUACUAAAUUUAUUAAAUAACCUAGAUAUUGUGGUGAUAAAUAGCAAAAUCCUUUGAAUAAAGUAAGUCAGUGUUCAUGCUUAGCUAACUAAUCAAAGAUUUCAUUUAACUAUAGUAAAUGUGUUAAUUUUUGCAAAGGAAUCAGCUAAAGUUAGCAUUAACAGAAGUAUCAGUUGUUUGCACAAUAAAAAUUAAUAUUUGUCCUUUUUGCCUUGUAGGUGCUUUUUAUUUGAUAUUAUAAAAGUAUUUUGAAACUGAAUAGUACUAUAAAAGUGCUAAAUAUUGCUAUUUUCAAGGGAAAACAUGUCGUUUGUUUCAUUUACUUUCACUUGUCUUAUUAGCACAACAUGGAAACAGAAAGGUAGUCAAUGAGAGAGAUAUUUACAGUAUGAAGGAGAGCUCUAAGUUUAAGUGUAGAUUUAAGUCACAUGCUUCUCAGGCUAGUUGAGACUAAAUUCAUCACAAAGGCCAGAUUUUGCUACUUUUACACAAGUACUUUACCCUGCAAACAGCCCCAGUGGAGUCAGUAAAACUACUGCAGUAAGACACUGCUCCGCGAUAGUAAAGGUAGCAACAUGUGGCCCAAACAGGACAGGAUGGGACUGUAGAAGGAACAGGGUGAUGCUUAGGAAUAGAUGCCAGAUAGCCAGCUGGUGUGAAUAGGCAUAGCUUCAUUAAAUUCAGUGGAGUUUUGUCAACUUACACCAACUGUGAAUCUUGCUUGCCAUAAUAUUCAUAAAUAGCCAAUCUAGAAAAAUAUGUACUAAAGAAAAUCUUGCUAGUGCUAAAAAUAGCCAGAGAAUUCAAUUUAAUCAUGGAUAGGUUACAUUUUGAACUUUCCCCAUCAAGAAUCUAAUUUCUUUUGACUGGUAAUUGUGUAAUAGAACCAUCCACCUUGGAGCAUAUAUGGAACAAGACUGUACUGAAUAGGUUUUGCUAAGCCAUAACAAACAAUUGGCUAAAGACUCACAUAAUGGCUGACGUUAUCUUUUAGAAUAUUUAAAGCAGACAUCAAUGUAUGUAUAGCUACUACUUUAACAUUUGUAUUCCUUUGUUUCAUUACAGCAAAACCAAUAAAAAACAGUUGUAACUGCUAA
This is a messenger RNA of Chrysemys picta bellii (western painted turtle), 2233 nucleotides long. NCBI's taxonomy places the organism in Eukaryota, Metazoa, Chordata, Testudines, Emydidae. The record is from RefSeq and is a predicted model, not a curated record.